AUGGCAGAGAAGAAUUGCGACUCCAGCACAGAAAUUGUGUUGAAAGUUUUAAUGCAUUGUGAAGGAUGCAAAAGUAAGGUUUUUAGUUGCUUGAGAUAUUUUGAAGGUGUUGAAGAGGUUGAGGUUGAUUACCCAAACAACAGAGUGGUAGUAAAAGGCAAAAGGGCUGAUCCAUUGAAGGUUUUGGAGAGAGUGCAAAAGAAGUAUAGCAGAAAUGCCGAACUUAUAUCUCCCAAACUAAUACCACAAUGCAAAGAGAGAAAGGAGCCAGAAAUUAUACAAGUGGCUCCGCCUCCGGUGAAAGUUCUGGUGCUCAAAAUGUUGAUGCAUUGUCAAGGUUGUGAAACUGACAUCAAGAACUGCUUGGAAGGAUUGAAAGGCGUUCUAAAUGUAGAAGCAAACAUGGAGACUUCAAUGGUGACUGUGAGGGGAAUAGUUGAUCCACCAAAGCUCAUGGCAUACAUCAAGAAACAACUGGGCAAACAUGCUGAGUUCGUGAAGCAAGAAGAAGAAAUUGGACGAUGCAAGGACAAGGAGAAAGGCAAGGACAGAGACAAGGGCAAGUAUGAUAACAAGAGCAAGAUCAAAAACAAGAUCUGCCCAGAAGUAGUGGAAAUUCGAUAUCAAUAUCCUCCUCAGAAUACAGUUGAUUAUAUUUACCCCUGUCAAAUGCUUAGUGACGAAAAUCCUUUGGCAUGUUCGAUAAUGUGA
Molecule: messenger RNA, 711 nt
Organism: Argentina anserina (silverweed cinquefoil)
Lineage: Eukaryota; Viridiplantae; Streptophyta; Magnoliopsida; Rosales; Rosaceae
Product: heavy metal-associated isoprenylated plant protein 8
Exons: 4
Coding region: 1-711 (236 amino acids)
Molecular function (GO): metal ion binding
Source: RefSeq, a predicted model, not a curated record